Molecule: messenger RNA, 1326 nt
Organism: Quercus lobata
Lineage: Eukaryota; Viridiplantae; Streptophyta; Magnoliopsida; Fagales; Fagaceae
Product: Homeodomain-like superfamily protein
Exons: 6
Coding region: 389-1240 (283 amino acids)
Molecular function (GO): DNA binding; DNA-binding transcription factor activity
Source: RefSeq, a predicted model, not a curated record
AUAAUUUGUGACUAAAAUAAAUAGGACUUUGAAACAAAGCCAACUCCUCCUUUUGCUUCUUACACAGACAUCGAUCGAUCUCUGUUUCAGCUUUUGAUGGGUCUCCAUUAUUUCUUAAUAUUUGCAAAGCACAACGUUGGUAACAUCAUUAACAUUUCCAAAUACCAUUCAGUUUGAUUUGUUACGUAGACCAAGACAUAUACCAUAAUAGCAAGGUUUGUGCACACAUACAUAGUCUCUUUAUUUUCCGGUAGCUGCCAGCUGCGUGAGAUCAUCAAGUCAAUGGUACCGAUCUGAUAGAAGAAAAAACAGGCAAAAUUAAGCUGGAAUUCGUUUUCCUAAAGGAAAGGGGUUGAGUGAGUUAGCUAGGGUGAUAUAUUUGAAUCUGAUGGAGAGGAAUUACAGUGGUGGUGGUGUUGGUAGAGCAGUAGGGAGCUAUCCAUAUGAGAACGCUGUGAUGAUGACAAGAGACCCGAAGCCCAGGUUAAGGUGGACGCCUGAUCUGCACGAACGAUUUGUUGAUGCUGUCACUAAACUUGGUGGCCCUGACAAAGCAACUCCCAAGUCUGUAUUGAGGCUGAUGGGCUUGAAGGGCUUGACAUUGUACCAUCUGAAGAGCCAUUUGCAGAAGUACAGACUUGGACAGCAAGCACGUAGUCAAAAUACUGUAGAACAAAACAAAGCGGGCAAUGGGGGCACAUAUGUACAUUUCAGUAAUUCUCCUGGGACUAGUACCAAUUCUUCCAGAGAUGAUAAUGAACAAGGAGAAAUCCCAAUUGAGGAAGCACUUAAGUGUCAACUUGAAGUUCAGAAAAGAUUACAAGAUCAGCUUGAGGUACAAAAGAAACUGCAGAUGAGGAUAGAGGCCCAAGGGAAGUACUUGCAGGCUAUAUUAGAGAAAGCCCAAAAGAGUCUCUCCCUAGAUAUCAAUGGCCCAGGAAGCCUUGAAGCGGCCAGAUCCCAAUUAACGGACUUCAAUUUGGCUCUAUCGAAUCUCAUGGAGAAUAUGAAUGAAGGAGAGAGGAAAGAAAACAUGAUAGAGAUGAAUGAUAUUUUCAAAAAGGCCAAUAGUUCAGCAAUCCAAAUUUACCAAGAGGGAGGCAGAGAAGAAAAUGAAGAUGUUAAGCUCAAGAUUGAAGGGGGUUUGAUACAGUUUGACUUGAAUACCAAAGGUAGUUACGAUUUUUUUGCAGCAAAUGGAGCUGAGUUGGAAACCAAGAUGCUUUCCUAUAGGAGAUAAAAUUGGAUAUAUAUUGUCUUUACACUUUUGACACACAAUUCACCUUUUAGUACCUGCUUAUAUUUGUUUGCAUCAAGUUAAAUAAU